CCUCCUUGUUCGUUCUCGGUGCCGCAAUCUCGCAAACCGGUUUAACCCAAGAACCCAAAGAUCUCUCUCUAUUUGAUCGGCUCUUCUUCCUCUCUUACUCAAACCCUUAAAAUCAAUUGUCGCGAUUUAGCAAAACCCUAGAUUUCUUCUACUCUUCGAAGUCGAUUUCAAUGGAAGGUUCAUCGUCAGCCAUCGCGAGGAAGACAUGGGAGCUCGAGAACAACAUUCUCACAGUGGAACCAACCGAUUCAGCCUCCGAUAGUAUUUUCCACUACGACGACGCUGCGCAAGCCAAAAUCCAGCAGGAGAAGCCAUGGGCCUCCGAUCCUAACUACUUCAAGCGUGUUCAAAUCUCAGCACUCGCUCUUCUCAAGAUGGUGGUUCACGCUCGCUCUGGUGGAACAAUCGAGAUCAUGGGUCUGAUGCAGGGAAAGACCGAGGGUGAUACCAUCAUUGUUAUGGAUGCUUUUGCUUUGCCUGUUGAAGGAACUGAGACUAGGGUUAAUGCUCAGGCUGAUGCGUAUGAGUAUAUGGUUGAAUACUCUCAGACCAACAAGCUGGCUGGGAGGUUGGAGAACGUUGUUGGAUGGUAUCACUCUCACCCUGGAUAUGGAUGUUGGCUCUCGGGUAUUGAUGUUUCGACACAGAUGCUUAACCAACAGUAUCAGGAACCUUUCUUAGCUGUUGUUAUUGAUCCAACAAGGACUGUUUCGGCUGGUAAGGUUGAGAUUGGGGCAUUCAGAACAUAUCCAGAGGGACAUAAGAUCUCAGAUGAUCAUGUUUCUGAGUAUCAGACUAUCCCUCUUAACAAAAUCGAGGACUUUGGUGUACAUUGCAAACAGUACUAUUCAUUGGACAUCACUUAUUUCAAGUCAUCUCUUGAUAGUCACCUUCUGGAUCUCCUUUGGAACAAGUACUGGGUGAACACUCUUUCUUCUUCCCCACUGCUGGGCAAUGGAGACUAUGUUGCCGGACAAAUAUCAGAUUUGGCUGAGAAGCUCGAGCAAGCGGAGAAUCAGCUCGCUCACUCCCGGUUUGGAGGAAUUGCACCAGCCGGUCACCAGAGGAGAAAAGAGGAUGAGCCUCAACUCGCGAAGAUAACUCGGGAUAGUGCAAAGAUAACCGUCGAGCAGGUCCAUGGACUAAUGUCACAGGUUAUCAAAGACAUCUUGUUCAAUUCCGCACGGCAGUCCAAGAAGUCUCCCAACGACUCAUCAGAUCCAGAGCCCAUGAUUACAUCGUGAAGUUGGUCUAUUCUUUUGUUUUGUCUGCGGAAAUUGACUUUUUGUUUUGACCCGGUUUAUGAGGCAAUGCACAUUGUUCCCUAUAUCUCUAGUGUAGUAUCUGCUUCAGACAAGCUCUUUGGGUUAUUAAAUGACAUUAACAUGA
Molecule: messenger RNA, 1389 nt
Organism: Arabidopsis arenosa
Lineage: Eukaryota; Viridiplantae; Streptophyta; Magnoliopsida; Brassicales; Brassicaceae
Source: the annotation of a GenBank genome assembly